Messenger RNA from Megalops cyprinoides (Indo-Pacific tarpon), 1823 nucleotides. It is a transcript of the gene gtf2a1, whose product is annotated as general transcription factor IIA, 1. Gene Ontology annotation, cellular component: transcription factor TFIIA complex. The coding region runs from base 80 to 1216 and encodes 378 amino acids. The record is from RefSeq and is a predicted model, not a curated record. The transcript is spliced from 10 exons. NCBI's taxonomy places the organism in Eukaryota, Metazoa, Chordata, Actinopteri, Elopiformes, Megalopidae. Gene Ontology annotation, biological process: transcription by RNA polymerase II; transcription initiation at RNA polymerase II promoter.
CGAUGUUUUAGAGGUUUUCGUUUUUGUUAUUUUGAAUUUUUUGCGGUUGGUUUUUUGUGGUUUUUACACUCCGCUUAUAAUGGCGAGCUCGGCUAACUCGAAUCCAGUGCCUAAACUGUACCGGUCAGUGAUCGAGGAUGUGAUUAACGAUGUGCGGGAGCUCUUCCUCGAUGAGGGAGUCGACGAGCAGGUCCUCCUGGAGCUGAGAACGCUGUGGGAGAGCAAGCUGAUGCAGUCCAAGGCGGUGGAGGGCUUCCACACGGAGGAGCAGCAGGCCCAGGCCCAGGUGCAGCAGGUGCAGCAGGUCCAGCACGCCACCCAGCAGCCGCAGGCCCAACCCCAGCAGGUCAUCCUGCCCCCGGCCCAGCCAGCUCCACCACCACAGGUCAUCGUUCAGGAUCCGAAGCUCUUGCAGCACAUGACCACCACAGGAAUGAGCGCAGCCGCCACGGCCGCCACCCUGGCUCUGCCCACAGGAAUGGGUCCGUACCAGCAGCUGAUCACUAGCCAAGGCCAGAUUCUGCAGGUGGUGAGAGCUCCCAACGGCGCACAGUACAUCAUCCAGCCCCAGCAGCAGGUGGUGCUGCAGCAGCAGGUUCUGCCUCAGAUGCAGCCUGGCGGAGUGCAGGCCCCAGUCAUUCAGCAGGUGCUGGCCCCUCUGCAGGGAGGCAUCCCCCAGCAGACAGGUGUGAUAAUCCAGCCGCAGCAGAUUGUCCUGGCUGGAAACAAGGUCCCACAGAACGCCCAGGUCAUGCAGGCGGCCAUGGCUGCGCAGCCGGGGCAGGGAGCUGCGCAGGCGCAGGUGCAGCAGCAGCCGCAGCAGCAGCAGGCGCAGCCCCCGCAGCCGCAGCAGCAGCAAGCGCAGCCCCCGCAGCCCCAGCAGCAGCAGCCUCCCAUGAUGCUCCAGGUGGACGGGGCGGGGGACACGUCCUCCGAAGAGGAAGAGGAGGACGAAUAUGACGAAGACGAGGAGGACGACAAAGAUAAAGAUGGUGCGGAGGACGGACAAGUCGAGGAGGAGCCUCUGAACAGCGGGGACGAUGUGAGCGACGAGGAGGGCCAGGAGCUGUUUGACACGGAGAACGUGGUCGUGUGCCAGUAUGACAAGAUCCACAGAAGUAAGAACAAAUGGAAAUUCCACCUCAAAGACGGAAUCAUGAACCUGAACGGGAGAGAUUACGUGUUCUCCAAAGCCAUCGGGGACGCGGAGUGGUAGAACAAGGGACUCCGGAACUUUCCGACGGACGAUAACGCAAGACACAUCAAAACUCGGACAUAAGUGCAUUUCGGAGGACGCUCUGAGAGGUGCACGGGAACCUGAGAAUACCGGACGUGCAGACGAUGACACUUGUACACACAAGCAAAGCCUCCCUCUCUGCGCCACCUGCAGGUGGUGCCAGUUCUUAUAUUUGCAACACAUUUCUGGUGACUGGAUCCUGGAAGUACAGGUUUUCUGAUUCAGUUCCAUUCACCUGUAAGUUGUACAUCUUGUAGAAAUAGUGGACCAGGCAAAAAUCGAAAUUUUCACCCACCCUCAGGCGCAAGGUUCAACAGCUGGUGGCACCGGUGAGGUUUUCUAUUGGUUUAAAAAUAAUCCAGAGAGCUCGGUCAAAACAUCAGCAGGGUCAGCCUCCUGUGAUCGACGCACACUAGUGAUAGUGUACACCGCUGGGCAAGUUUCCAGCCUUUUUGCACAGCGUGCUUUUCAGGCUUAAUGUAGCUAGUCCCGGUCACAGAGCUGUUCUAGCGGUUAUAUUCCUGCCAGGUACUCUUAUCAAAAUCGUUUACCUGUUAACUGUGUCUGAAGGAGCCUUGCACCACAU